CGGAAUUCCGCUGGCGCUUUUGCGUCCACACGACGAUGAGGCGUUUGCGUCCCUGGCGAAGGAGGCGCGUGGUGCCGGGAGGAAGUCCGGGGGUCCGUCGCCACACGCUGCCGCCGACGCACUGAACGAGCGGGCGCGGGAGCUUGCUGAUCAGGUCCUGAGGGGUGACCGCGGCUUCCUUGACCGCGAGCCCGAGGGGGUGCCUCUGAGCAUGCUGCCGUUGGACACGGACCGCGGGUUCCACGAGAUGGAGGUUGAGCGUGCGGUGCUGAAGCUGACUGACCCGAAGAAGAACGCCGACAAGAUCGCCGCCCUCGAGGACCGCCUCACCGACCGCGCACACGAGCUUGCGCAUGAGCGCCUGAGCGGGGACCGCGGCUUCCUCGACCCCGGGCCGGAGGGCGUUCCCCUCGCUGACCUCCCGCUUGACGAGGACCCCAAGUUCCACCAGAUGGAGGCGGAGCGUGCGAAGCUGAAGGAACGAGAUCCUGUUGGUAACGCCUACCGAAUCCGGGAACUGGAGGACAAGUUGAACAACCGGGCCCACGAUCUGGCGGGGGAGGUGCUUGAGGACGACCUUAAGGGCAUUGACGCGGUACCCGAAGGUGUGCCGCUUGUGCUGCUUCGCCCGCAUGACGAUGCGGAGUUUGCCUCCUGCCUCCCAGAGCUUCGCCGCCUGAAGAAGAAGCCCAGGCUGAACGCGGCGCCGAUCGCUGCGCUGCAGGGCAAGAUGAACGAUAGGGUGCAUGCCUUGGCGAAGGAAAUGAUACAUGCGGGUCGCAAGCUCCUCGACCCCGAACCCGAAGGUGUUCCCCUCGAGCUUCUUCCUCUAGACACGGACAAAAAGUUUGGCGACCUGGAGAAGAAGCUCCAUGCCUUGCAGGCGGCGAGGCGGCCCAAUGACGGUGCCAUCGCCAAGGUGAGGGAGCAGCUGAAUGAUCGUGUCCACGAACUGGCAAAAGAAAAGAUUGAGGGCGACCGCGGCUUUCUGGAUCCGGAGCCGGAGGGCGUUCCGCUCGCCGACCUUCCCCUCGAGGCGGAUGAGAAGUUUCACAAGAUGGAGGCCGAGCGGGCCAAAUUGAAGGAGGGCUCUGGCAAAAAUGUCGAUGCGAUAGCUCGUCUGGAGGCUGCCCUGAAUGACCGUGUGCACGAGAUGGCCAGGGAGCUCAAGGAGGCGGAGCGUGCCUUCUUGAACGCCACAUCUUACGGGAUCCCGAGGGAGCUACUGCCGCUUGACAAGGAUCGCAACUUCCAAGGCAUGGAGCAGCAGUUGCGGAAGCUAAAGCACAGCCCCCAUCGCAAUGCUACUGCUAUCGGGAAUCUUCAGGAAAUGAUGCAGGACCGUGCUGACGAACUGGGCCUGCAGAUGCUAAAGGGCGACCGUGCCCGUUACCUUGAACCCGAAUACGAGGGCGUUGAGCUUGUGGAUGUGCCCAUCGACGAUGACAAGGCCUUCACCGAGUGGGAGCAGGAGCGGGCCAUACUGAAGGCAAAGAACCCGGAGUCAAAUGAAAUUGAGGCCCUGGAGGGAAAACUGAAGGAUCGUUUUCACGAACUGGCAAGGGAACGCGUUCAAAAGGAUCGCAUGUUUUUGGAUGCUGAACCCGAAGGUAUUCCACUUGGUGAUGUUCCAGUGGACGAGGAUGCCGAUUUUAAGCGUAUGGAGGGGCAGCUUCGGAAGCUUUCACGCGAUAGGAGGCGUAAAGGCCCCGCCAUAUCAGACAUGCGGGAGAGCUUGAAUGACCGUGCCCAUGAACUCGCUAAGGUUGUUGUCGCGGACGACGUCAGGUGCUUGAAAGACGCAUAUCGAGGGAUCCAGAAGGAGGAUCUGAACCUGCACAAGGACAAGGACUUUAGAGAGCUAGCCAAUCAGCGACGCACGGCCAGUAAAAAAGAUAGUCCCUGUUGCCGAAAUUGCCACUAUUGA
Trypanosoma conorhini is the source of this 1927-nucleotide messenger RNA. RefSeq names its product calpain-like cysteine peptidase. The transcript has a single exon. The record is from RefSeq and is a predicted model, not a curated record. The annotation marks the transcript as partial. NCBI's taxonomy places the organism in Eukaryota, Euglenozoa, Kinetoplastea, Trypanosomatida, Trypanosomatidae.